Molecule: messenger RNA, 3339 nt
Organism: Sardina pilchardus (European sardine)
Lineage: Eukaryota; Metazoa; Chordata; Actinopteri; Clupeiformes; Clupeidae
Product: CTTNBP2 N-terminal-like protein
Exons: 5
Coding region: 71-1999 (642 amino acids)
Source: RefSeq, a predicted model, not a curated record
CCAGUUCAUCAUAGUUCACUAAAGUCUCUUCGGCAACCGUUCUUUGAUGGUGGAGUUAAACUAACCUGGAAUGGCACCUACUACGGAGUCCAGGAUGAACAUGGAGAACCUGAGCAAGGCCGAACUGCUGAUGCUCUUCAGCGUCCUGGAGGGAGAGCUGGAGGCGCGCGACCUGGUCAUCGAGGCCCUCAGAGCUCAGCACAGGAACACGUACGUCCGGGAGCGCUACGGGAAGUUCAACCUGAGCGACCCCUUCCUGGCGCUCCAGAGGGACGGCGAGGCGCUGCGCGGGCCCAGGGCGGGGCCCUCUGCGGGGGAGCCGGCCGUGCACCCCGACCCCCUGACCGUGCUCAAGCUGGUGGUGGGACACUGCCGCCGCAUGCAGGACAAGAUGCUGGCCCAGCUGGCCGCCGCGGAGAACCGCCACCGCAGGGUCAUCGCGGACCUGGAGGAGGAGAAGCGGCGGCACGCGGAGGACACGGCGGAGGGGGACGACGUCACGUGCAUCCUGGAGAAGGAGCGCGAGCGUCUGCAGCAGCAGCUGGAGUUUGAGCGCGGCCAGUCGCGGCGUCUGGAGCGCGAGCACCGGCGUCUGCAGGAGCAGCUGGACGAGGAGCGCGGCCAGCACAAGCAGCUGGCGUCGGCGUUGGCGCGCGAGUGCCAGCGGGCGGGCGCCCGCGCCCACGAGGAGGGCCAGCGGGCGGCCGAGGCCUCGCGGCGGCUGGAGCGGGAGCGCGGCGGCGCCCAGGGCCUGCGGGCGCAGCUGGAGGCCGAGCGGCAGCGGGCGCUGCGGACGGAGGCGCGCGCCGAGGAGCAGAUGGCCGAGGUGGACACGGAGCGCGAGCAGCUGCGCGCCAGGCUCCGCCGCCAGGAGGCGCAGGGAGGCGCGCUGCAGCAAGAGCUGGAGAGGCUCCGGGGGGAGCUGGAGGAGGCGCUGCAGAGAGGAGGAGGAGGAGGAGGAGGUGGAGGAGGUGGAGGGGGAAAGGGAGGAGGAGAGAGUGGGGAGGUGGAGGAGAAGAGGAGGCCGGAGGUGAGGUCAGUGACCACGCAGAUGGACGUCAGCUCGCAGCAGCAACAGCAGCAACAGGGAGAAGGUGCUGAAGAGGAGGUGCCCAAGAUGAACGGCCACCACACUGAGCAGGAGGAGGAGGAGGAGGAGGCGCAGCAGGAGGAGGAGGAGGAAAACUGCAUGCAGGAGAAUGGGCACCUGGAGAGUCGCUCGUGUGUGCCCCUGCACGCGCAGCAGACCCUGGGUCAGUCUUCGCUCAACGCCUCCCCGUGCUCCUCUCCCCUGUUGGUCAAACGGGCGGGCCAGGCGUCCCCGUCAUCGUCUGCCCCUGGCGCUGCCACCACCGCUGCUACGUCCGGUGCGUCCCCCGGCGGCGCCAACUCGGCCAGCCUGCAGUCCUCCUACCAGGCGGGCAUCCACCAGCGCUUCCACGCCGCCCGCCACAAGUUCCAGGGCCUGCCGGACCCCGAGGCCCAGUCUCCGCCCCAGACGGGCUCGCCCUGCUCCCCGCGGGCGCUGUCGCCCUGCGGCACUCCGUCCCCCGAGGCCAGCCCGUCCCGGCAGAUGGCGCGGAGCACCGUGACGCAGGUCCUGUCCCGCUUCACCCUGCCGCAGCAGCAGCAGCAAGCGGGCACUGCCAAGCCUGCCGCCGCCGCCGCCGCCGCCGCCGCGCCCAACAGCUCCCCGUUUGGCAUGGACUACCGCAACGUGGCGCCCGGCUCGCCCUCGCUCUCGUCCUCCUCGCGGGUGCCCAGCGGCGCCCUCUCGCCCGGCGUCCGCUCGCCCACCAUCGCCAGGGCCGACCGGGGCAACCCGCCGCCCAUCCCGCCCAAGAAGCCGGGCCUGGCGCAGGCCCCGCCGUCCCCGGCCCCGGUGCCCCGCGCCAACCACAACCACUUCGCCGAGCAGCUGUCGCCUGCCAGCUGCGGCCUCACCAGCGCUCAGGAUGGGGUCAAGGAGCUGGACAUGGUGGUGUCGUCCAGCGGCUGACCCUGAGGUCGUAAUCGCACGCCCCUCUUCACUCCGUAUGUCGAGUACACGUGUGCGUUCAUGCUCGUGUCGAAGCACAUCGUAUGAAAAACACUGUCUUCCAAACCUAUUCCAGUUUAGUUACAGACUGUUAAACUAUUGUGUUGGGACUGAAAAUGUUCCAGAAAGAUGAUUGACUAGUGUACCAUGUUGUAUGAAUAGCUCUCCUAUGCUGCCUUUGUAUGUCUAGUAAGCUUAUGUUGGUAUAAGAUUAGCUUUAUUAAAUUUCAUACUGAAUUAGACAAGGGCAAAAUGAAGUGCAAGUGCCUCUAGCAUCUAUAGUUAUGGUACUGUUGUUCUAUUUGAGUUUAUAUCUGAGAGCUCAUGCCAGGAUUGGCAUCAGGCCUUUUGCUACAUUAUGCAGUCGGAGCUUUUGCUACAUUAUGCAGUCAACAGGCACGGUAUUUAGAGCCAAAAAUAAUUCUUAAAAGCAGAAAAAAAUGGAACUCAAAAAACUCUAAAGUUCCAAAAUUGUUUGAGGCACUUGAAAGUUUCCUUCCAGAGGUGUGAUAUAUAUCUGUAUUUACAUUCCAUUAUUUGACCAAAUAUUUUUUAUUCAUAUGCAGUAGAUUUCCAUGUACUCAAUGAAUAUUUUUAAUCAGAAAUCAAAUGGCUUUAGUGAAUACACUGUAAUGUAUAUUAAUUAAUUGCAUGUUAAACUAUGUUUUUUUUUCACAGCAGAUUUUGUAACUAUAUAGAUAUGGGAAAAUUGAAAUGAUACCAGGAUGGUGCACAAGUAAACAUCCAUUUUUGAUAAAGAGUUCAGAACACAUUUUAUAUACUGUAAUUAGACAAAAAGCUUAUUUCAACUUCUUGCAUUUUAUAGUAAUUUAAUGCAUAUACACGCAUACUAAAGUUGUUUGUAUUGCUUUGAUGCUAUGAAAUGUAACAAUAGUGUCUACUUACAGAUGGAAAGUAUGGCUAUAUAUGUAUAAUAACUAUGUCACUAUGUCAUAUUCACCAUGAUCAAGUGCAUUUCAGAUCAAAUUCAAAGAAUGCUAUCAGGUCAAAGUGUAAGAAGUCUAGGUUGUGUUGAUGGGUCUGUCAGCAGCUAGUAUUUUCUGCCAUUUUUAAUCAUUACAGUCAAAAGAGAUGAGCACUGUAUUGUAAUUGCAUUAUGAUAAUCGGUAGUGAUUGGCCUCUGUUCAAGAGGCAGAAGGGGGCUAUUGUUGGAAGCUUGGAUGGGUGUGGCUGAUUGUAUUAAUGUUGUAUGAAAUUGAUGAUGUAAACUUUCACAUGAAUUUUCAAAAUGUGUCCUGUUUUAUUUAAUCAUUAAAGUAGUCUUCUUCUUCUACUACUAA